Diachasmimorpha longicaudata is the source of this 9059-nucleotide messenger RNA. Its product is annotated as protein abrupt-like. NCBI's taxonomy places the organism in Eukaryota, Metazoa, Arthropoda, Insecta, Hymenoptera, Braconidae. Gene Ontology annotation, molecular function: DNA binding; protein binding. The record is from RefSeq and is a predicted model, not a curated record. The coding region runs from base 611 to 1999 and encodes 462 amino acids. Gene Ontology annotation, cellular component: nucleus. Gene Ontology annotation, biological process: regulation of transcription by RNA polymerase II. The transcript has 9 exons.
UAUUUAUAUCGUACGUUUCCUCUUCAGUCAUCGAUUCACUUUUUACAUUUUACAUUUUUACAGUAAUGCAGAAUGAUAAGUUUAAGUUUAAGUGUUACACUAUAAAUUAAAUAACACUAACUCUGUAGUAUCCAAAACUAUAAACAGACUAAAAAUAAGUCAUAAAUCUAUAAACGAAGAAACGCCAGGGCGGAAAAAGAAUGCAACAUAAAACUCAUCUAAUAAAUGCUGUGCUCGCAGGUUAAAACCCGAGUGUCUCCUCCGUAAAAAAUCAAAUGAGAAAAAAAAAUCGUCGAUUGCAAAAAUUAGAUCGGAAAAUUUAUACUGAAUUUUCAUCAAUUCCUCGUGAGGACAAGUGCGGGAAACACUUUAGAUCGAAUUAAAUAAAAAUCGCGAACUUGUAAAAUUGCGAGCAAAAAAACUUAAACCUCCCAAAAAAUUUCGGACAAAAAUAAAAUCGAUAAAGAGUGUGGCAAGUGCAGAAGGGGGGGCGGUAGUGGUGGUUGGGCCGGUGGCGUUAAUUCAUCAUCGAAUAAAAUUUUUUCAACUCCGUAACAACUAAAUAAACGAAGAAUUUUAUGGGUGAUUUUUGGUUAAUAAAGUGAAGGAAAUGACGGAUAGUCAGCAGCAAUUCUGCUUGCGUUGGAACAACUUUCAGGCUAAUAUCACAAGCCAGUUUGAAGCAUUACGGGAUGAUGAGGAUUUUGUCGAUGUUACAUUUGCCUGUGAUGGCAGGAGACUCCAGGCACACAAGGUCGUACUAUCAGCCUGCAGUCCGUACUUCAAGGAGCUGUUCAAGACGAAUCCAUGUAAACAUCCAAUAAUAUUCAUGCGAGAUGUUGAAUUUGAACAUCUUCAAUCGCUCCUGGAGUUCAUGUACGCUGGCGAGGUGAAUAUAUCGCAGGCUGAGUUACCCACUUUUUUACGAACGGCGGAAUCUCUGCAAAUCCGAGGCUUGACGGAUUCUCAGAACAACCAGCACAGCAAUGAAAAGCACUCGAAAAGCAACAACAUACAUGCCUUGAACAAGCACGGCCUGAUCUCGCCAACGUUCGACGAUGAGCGCAGUAAAUCCCCACCGGCCUCGAGUCCACCACCUCUGAAAAGGCUGUGUAAAAAAAGUGAUUCACCCAAAAAUUCUAGUCCAGUGCCAGCAGUAACGCCAUGUGCUACCAACACACCACGCACUCGUCCUCUCAUCGAGCCACAAGUACAGCUCGACUGCUUCAAAGAUCUCGAUAUAGUUGAGCCUAAAGUGGAAUUGCCAGAAUAUGGGAGCGAUGAAGAUUUCUCACCGAAACAGGAAGUUAAUGCAAUCCCCGGGGGCUUUCUAAGCUUAGACGGUGGAAUGGAGGUGUUACCAUCGUACCCAUCGUCCUAUCAAAGCAGUGGAAUUGAGGGAGCACUACCAGGCCCAUCACACAGUACCGGUGAAUCAAAUCAGGAGCAAGGUAGAAAAGCUCGUCGUGGCAGGCCACGACUUGGCACUCCAAGAGGUAGGUCAUCACCAUCCAGAAAUGAGUGGCUACCGCUUGGUCCUCUAGACAUGAGUACAACACCACCCACACUGCCCGCAUUCCGUGGAUUCGAGGAAUCGUCAAGCGAUGGGGUGGUGCAUUUGGGCGAAGGUAUAGCUGUAUGUGAGGAGCAAUUGAGGGCGGUGAAGUGGAGUGAUUACAGAAAAUUAACGAGGGGUCUUGCGGCGAUACUUUUUAGUCCAACGGAAUUAGCUACCUGUUCCGUCACAGGCCAACGAUGGAGUCGAGCUGGUACAGCAACAGAGAGACCUGUCAAACCUGCGCUUGAUCGCGCUAAAGUUCAAGCCAUAAUAUCCUAUGUAACGUCGAGAUUUCCAUCCGUGGAUGUCAGUAGUGUGAAGCAAGUCCUAGCAUACAAGUGUAAAGAGAAUUCAACUGCUCUCAAAAUGAAAUCCAUCCGGUACAUCUGCGAGAGACAGGACACAGAUUCUUCACCUCGAGGCGAAACUGAGGAUAAGUGAGAGGGGGCAUUGGGUGCAUGUAGGGUGUAUCCUUCCACCCUCAUGCUACGUCGCGUUCUCCCACACCCUCACCACCAGUUUCGACAUAGGAGCUUAGUUCCCGGGAUGUUCCAUUAUCAUUACUUCAAUAAUCAUCAUCGUCGGGGUCAUUACCAGUCGGAGAAGCUGCUUGUUGUACGUACAACAACACUGAAAACCUUCACAACAAAAUCUUACUUGAAAGUUGACUAGGCAAAUGAUUUUUAAACAUCAACGAUUACUUUCCAACACCUUGGUUAGUUGAAUGAGAAUGAACAAACGAAAGCGCAAUGAAAUUCUUUCCCGAACUAGUAAAUCAAUUAUUUAGUCAAAUAUUGGUUAAUCGCAUUGAGGCCACUGAGAAUUUCUAAAAGCUGGAUCGUACUAUGAUAUUUGAAGGGCCAGUUGAUGCAGCAAAAACGGUCCUACGAUUAAAAAUAGAAAAAAUCAGUGGACUGAAACGAAAGAAUUAUUACUUUCUGCUUUAUAACGGCAGAAAAAAGCACCUAGUGUUCACAUAAAAAAGUAAACUAAUAAAACCGAGUUUCUGGAGGUAAAAACUUUGUAUAAUCGGACUACAUCAAAACCCCAAUAAAAAGUUAAUUCAGGUCUUUCACGUUCAACGAGACAGAAAUUAGAAUAUCGAGCGAAACAUUAUAAAUAUCCUUUAUUAAAAGUUGUAAGUUAUUUUAUUCACUCAGUACUAUCAAGCAAGGCUUCACUAAAUUGGACCGUUAAAAAGAAGAAUUUCCUGAACCAAUUUGUUCAUUCCAAUUCCACCAAAAACAUCAAUUUUUCUUCCCAAAGCUGCAGAAAGUAGUCGUAUGGAAAUUCAAAAAAAAAUAUAUAUAUGACAAACUCGGAUACAUCGUAAAGCAUGAACCCAUGCGAUGAGACUGUGAACAACUCCUCUAGUAUAGACAAGCCUGAGCGAUUUAAAACGGCCAAAUAGAAAGUGAGUGGCUGAAAGAACAUGAGAAAAUAGCUGAAAGGACUACAGUGAAGUAAAAAUGGGAAGGGAUCGCUUCUACAUAAUUUUAUCAGUAGCCUCAAGCAUAAGGGGCGAAUCAGUUAAGGAGCAAUAGGUUGUAAUAUAUCGUGUUGACAACGGAGACAGGUAAAAAUACAACUGGUGAGAGUACAAAACUGUCAACACUGAUGAAAAUAAUUAAAGGACAAAGGAAUGAGAAACUUCGAUAUAAAACAAGGCCAAACCCGAUUGAAUUUGUUCGAUUUAAGUUCUAGUUAUUGGCUGUGAGUGACCAACCCCGGUUCUUGAGCAAAAUAAAUAUGAUGGAUAAGGAAGUGACUACACAAUGAAGAUGAAUAAUUAAGGGAAAAUGUAGUAAAGAGAUAUAUAGAUGUAGAUUAGGAGGAAAAAAGAUGAAGGGUAUUGAAUGCUUUACAAAGGUGAUUAGAAACGUAUACAUUAAUAUAACGAUGGUGACGUAGCACUCGGGGUAUCAACCCAUCCGGGAUACAAGGGUAGACUUGCUAUAGAAUUAUUUAAACUAUUGAAUGAAACAGACGUAAUAAAGUAAAACUCAUACAUAUAUACAUAGUUACACCUGUGUAUACACGAUUAUGGAAAAAAUGCAGUUCUGUUCGCAGUCAACGAUAUAUUGAGUACUGAUGAAAUUAAUCCAUAGAAAGAAAUUAUUUAAAAAAUGAAAAAUGAAAAAGAAAAAAAAAGCUACUUAUAAAUGAAUAUAUUUAGAUGAGAAAAAACCUUAUAUGUAUAUUAUUUGUUGGGAGAUCAUAUUAUAUUACGUCGGAUAAUAUUUAAUAUAUCUAGAAUAUUUAUUUGUUGAUUUUGUGGUGAUAUAGAGAGGUAUAAUAUCAUAAGGAAUUAAAAGAAACAACGUUUACGUAGGAAAGGAACCAUUUUUUCUUUCGGCUGUCGCUGAAACAGUCGAGGUGUCGACGGAGAAUGGGUCAAUUGAAAUGGCCUAAAUAAAUCGAUAAAAAAAAUUCGAGAUAAAUUGAAAACGAAUACCAACUUCUUUUUUUCUGCGGGAGACAUUGGGACUAUUUACCCAGGUCCCCACAUACUUUAAUUUUGAAUUAUCAAAUUUAUGUUUUGGUAUAUUUAUUUUAUGUUAUUGACUUUUUUCUCUCUCCGAUGGAUCAUUUGCACAUAUAAUGAUAUACGAGAUUUAAUAUCACAUCAAGCUUCUGAGGUUAAACACACAUGACCAAAAUGUAGGAAUAAUUAUUUCAGGUCUUCUCAUUUUAAUCGAUUAGAGGGCGAUGUUCAGAAUUACGUGACAUAUUUUACCAAAUGGAGGACAUCCGUUGAAAUCGCGGGGGAAAAAUUGUUGUGAAAAUACAUGUUCGAAUUAUUUUGAGGGCUUUCUUUCUCCUUUGGGAUAUUACCGAAAAUUAUCUGUUGCCCCGAGAGCUUGAAAAUUAUCAGGAGCUUCCCCGGUUGAUUCGUUGCAAACAAAUCGAGGUGUUCGAGGUUGCGUUCUACAGGCUAAAAAGUUUCCAUCAGCAUUUGAGACAUUCAUUCGUUCCCCGGGAGGCUUGAGGGAAAUUUUCCGAUUAAUGUUGACGGCCGAGGGGUGUUGGGUGGAGGAAUUCACGGAACGAUGGAAAAUUAUUCGAGAGCGCAAUUGAGUCCAGCGGAAGUUCGUCCUAUCAAAAUGUUCAAUUGAGUAGAAAUGAACGAAGAGCUACUACGCAAUUACCAGGUGCAAUUUCCACAAGGUCGAGUGCAAUUUUUGAAAAAAUUUUAUAACCAAAGAGUGGAGUGAAUUUGAAUAUUGCGUUGUGAUUGGCUCAUAUCCAAUCCAGAGAAAUUGUCAGAAUAAUACGGUAUUAUCUCUCGAAUGCGCCUGGUUCAUUUAUCAAAAUUCAAAGGAAGGAAAUAAUUACUGAUAUAGAUGAAAUUUAUGGCAUUGUAUACUGUCGCUUGAUAGAUGAGGAUCAGAAGACUAAAAAUAGUUAUCGGAACAGUAGUAUUUUUCGGUCCAACUUUGCUGAAGGCCACGAAUCUGUCGGUGGAAAUUCUAGAAGGGGAAUACCAAUGGAAGUGGAGAUGAUCUGCUAUGAAUAAAUUUUCCAAUCCCUCACCGGUGGGACCCUUAUUCAUGAAGCGUAAUGUCCUGAAUACAACUCGAAUUUGAUUAUUUCUAAUGAUUGGAAGGUUACGAAACCAAUACCUUAUUGAAGUGACAGUAUUCCGAUUUUAAAUUUUGAUUUCCCGUUGUUGGCAUUCGUCCUAGAUUUGAAAAAAACUCGAUUGUGAAAGUAAUCAUUCACCUUCGCGCUUACAUUCAAUCUAUUGACAGAAGAAUUGACUCUCGUUAUAUUUAACUUUUUUCCGCCUGGGAUAUCGCAAUUUGUAUCCACUUGCAUUGAGGUUCGGCUUUUGUUAUUGAAAAACUAAAUUCAAAAGGGAAAAAAUUCAUAAAGAAAAGUGAUGUCUUGUCUCUCUCGGCAUUGAACUUAUCUACACCCCCGAAGCGACCCUCACCCUUCCCUCAACACAUUUAAAAACCCUUUAUCGGCUAGUAAAUCAAUCAUACGGUACCAGUCUACUGGUCAAUCACGUUGUUGCAACUUAUAACGAAAUUAAAAUUAAUACAAUUGGAAACACCUCGACUGUUGAGGGGCAGUAAUUUGUUAUGUAGGGACCUAGACAAAGCCAAUUGAAAGAAGUACACUUGUAAAUAGCCAAUUUUUCAAUACUGAAGAAAUUGGAAGUUUGUUAUUGUUUUACAAGCUGAGGUAUUUGUGAUAAUUAAGUCGUGUCUUGUAUGAUAGACUCGACUCCACAGUACCGCGCGCCUAAACAUUUGCAAAUAUUAUACAAUUAGAAUGACGAGUAGUGAAUAAUUAGCAUAAAUAAAAACAGCAGGCCUGUGAUCCUCAAAGAGAUCAAAAUAUUCAUUAAGAGAGAGUUAAAUAAACAAGUACAAUGAACUAUGUUUUUUGAACUCUUUGAGACUUUACAGCUGGUAAUUUCAUAACGAUAAGGAUACUUACAAUUUGUAUUAGAAAAAAAAACAAAAUACAAUACCAAAAUAGUUUACCAACGAAGUUAAAGAGAAACAAAAACAUGGUGAAUGAUAGGAAAAGAAAUAUGAAAAGAAGAAUGUGUGAGAAUUGUUGUACGAUUAAACGUAGAGGUCAUACAGUGAUACUGGAGAUAAGUGACACGAGUGAAGGCGUUUAUUAAUCUAAUUAAAAUACACCAUAUUUUUUUUUGGUUCUUUGAGGAGUGAUGGUUCGCUCUAAAUAAGUAACGUACUCCAUGCCUUACAAACAGUAGACUAUACAGUUAUAUGUAAGCGUUUUUUAGGUAGAAUAAUGGAUGGUAACUAGUGGUCAGUGGUACCAGCGUUUUUCGAGAUUCAUUAUUUUUUUUGUUGCUUUAUUUACGAACCUGUUUCAACGAAAAGGAACAAUAUUAAUUAACUGGAACGAUUGCUGUUCUUUCUACAUUUCCGAUGUGAAUGUAAUUCGGGAAUUUCAACCGCUGAGGAAGUUAUAAAGUUACGAUUUGGAAAGAAUGGAAUUGUUGGAUAUUAAUUGAUAUUUUUUACACAACAACCCUUUUUACAUUCUCAAAAUGGUAGCAGUUGCAGUAUUUGAGGUGGAAGUGUAAUACACAAAAUUUUGGUCAGGGCAGAAGAGGAACAGGGAAGAAGUCAAUCAAAUCGAUUCAAUUAAGUCAAUAAAGUCAAUUCAAGGAGGGGAACGCGACCAAGUUUAUAAGAACUUAGGGAUUGUUAAUGGUAGGUCUUAUGGGUCUUCAUGCAUGCACCAGUAAUGUUGAUAACAUUGUUCGGAUAAAGAGAUCUCGUCAGCGUGGGAAAUAAAGUCGCGAGUGGAGAUGGGAAUAAUUAACAUUCAUUUAAAUGGCAAAUUUUUUUUCUCUGGACAAGAAGAGUCUCUAGAUAUCCAAAAGAAUUUACUACAGACAUAGAAAAGUGUCUGGCUAUAAUAGAAAGAUCCCCUAAGGCAGCAAUAUUACAAUUGAAAAAUCGCUACACGAUUGGAAUCGAUAGUAUCUUUUGACAGAUCGGUGAGAGGUUUUGUUAACUACACACGCUUUUAAAUUUGGUCAUCCUUCUUGGUACCUUCUCGGGUACCAUUUGCCUUCGUUAAGUGCUCCACAACCCCCAUGAAUCAUAAAACACUUUUACACCCUCGUACGGCAGUAUAUUAUUCUUCGGGAGGAAAAUUAAAUCCAUUUUGCCGAGGACACCGGAAAAAUUAUCCGCAGGUUAUAUUUGUGUACGCUCUACAAAUUUCUAAACCGAUUCAAUCUUAUAUCUUUUUUCUAGUUCACGAAAAAAUCAACGGAAAGUAUCACUGACUAUCAGUUAUUGUAAUUUAGAAUUGAAGGUGAUAAGGUUUAAAUACGAAAUAAGAGAGGAAAAGAAUAAAUUCGUUCUGGUGAUUGUCGGAAUUAGUAUCUCGAGCACCGGUUUUCAAACUUACAUAAACUGAACAUCUAGUAACCACCUGUAUACUUAUUAAUAAUUUUAAAUCAAUUAUUGGGACCCAUGAAAUCGAUAUUUGAUCAAAAAACCAAAAAUCCAACUCAUCUUUUGAACCAAAAAAAUCGCAUGGCAAAAAAUGUACAAUGAGACAAUUGGAGACAUUAUGAUUAGUUGGAAAAAAUUAAAGCAAGACAUUGAGAGUUAUCAGUGCCUCCAAAUUGUCUCCAUGGAAGUUAAAAAAACUGGAAUGUCAUAAAAUUUGAAUUCACCCGACCUUCCUAUUGUCAAAAGAACAAUAAAACGUAAUGAUGAAUAAAUACUGGUCAGUUCCACAUUCUGUUGAUUGAAUUGUUACUUAAAAUUGAUUGAAAUGCACAGCGAUCAUUAUAAAAAUAAUAACGAAAAUCACCGUUAAUUCCCCUGCCACCCUCCUCCAUAGGAUAUGUAUAGCGAAAUAUGUAUUUACAAUAGUCAUAGAACUCAUUAGAAAAAUUCCGACGAUGGUUAAGAAAAUGUUGAGCUGAUAGAGAACAAUACAGUGUAAAGAAAUAAACAAAAAAUAGAACUAUAAACGAGUGAGAAAUGUUCUUUUCCUUGAGCUUGACUAGAAGAAGGAACGUCAAAUGUCAAAAGGGAUUUAGGGGAAAGAAUGUAUCAGAAGAAUAUAUUAAUCUUUAACGCACUCGUUGGUAAAUGCUGUUUACACCUAAUGUGAUAACAUAUCUCGCAUUUGUCUGAAAUACCAUUUGUCAACUGGUAUGUUAAUACGAGUUAUUCCAUCAGCCUGUUAAGCUUUCGAUCAUUACGAUAAAUCAUUUCUUUCCAAGCCAAUUAUCAUGAUGAAAGAAACAAACAUUAAUUUUCACACACCUUUACCUCUCGGUCUCUGUAAAAUCAAUUACCACAUAUCUGACGGAUUUCCAUUUUCAUUCAUUAAUUUAGAAAUUCGAAAAUAAUACAACAUGUUAUUUAUAGAUAAAUUCAAUCCAAACAUGUGAUUGAUUCAGUGAUAAUAAAAUGGCAGUGUGAUAGUUACCGAUUACAAAAAACAAAUGACGUGAUAAUAACAAAUAUUAUUUAUAUUUGAUCAUUGUUAUUGAAUAAUUUCAAUUGUUCCUUCGGGAUUGUGAUAGGGAGUGAUUUACAGAGACUAUCGACAUUUAUUUUUAUUCUUUCCCCAUUCUCUUGGUAUAUCGUUGCAUUGUACCGAUUUUAUAUCGACGGAAGUUAUAGAGUCAAUACAGAUAUUGAGUAGUUUUGUGCAAGAAAAGGGUCGACGUUGCCAGAAACAACCGAAAAAUGUGUCAUUGGAAAUUAUUAACAUUUUUAAACCUUCACAAGAUAAAAAACACUGCGGCAAAUUCUUCGAUUCAUCAUAGAAAACAGUCGUCCCCUUCUCGUACAAUAUAUCUCGCAUAUAAAUGUAUAUUAAUAUUAUGUGUUUUACUUACAAUAAGUUUGUUUUUUGUUCUCUCCAACUGUUUAUUUCCACUCUGUCAAAACACUUGGACGUCUUCAUUCUUCCCUGUGAAAUAAAUCAUCGGGUGAUAAGAAAGGAAUGUAAAUAAAGGAUGAUAACAAAUAAAUAA